AUGUCGUAUAGGGAGCUGUACCAGAACCUAUUCAACGCUUAUGUAGUGUCCCCUUUCUACCUGAAACCAUUGCAACCCCCGUUUCCCAAAUGGUAUGACAUAAACGCCCAAUGCGAAUACCAUGCCGGAAUCACCGGGUAUUCGAUUGAAAACUGGACCGCGUUCAAGAAGCUUGUUGAAAGAUUCAUUAAGAUGGGGAUUAUAAGGUUUGAUGACCCAGCCGUACCUAAUGUAGCAGGAAACCCGCUCCCCAAUCAUACCGACCAAGGAGCAAAUGGGAUAAGCGAAGGCGGAAGCAAAAAGAUCAAGUAUGAGGUUGCAGACGUCAGGACCCUAUUGAGACGGGUAUGGAAGGAGAUGGUCAAGAGAGGAUUAAUCGUGUUGGAUUCGAGAGAAGAAUUUGAAGAAGAGAGGGACUACUGUGAGUUCCACAGUGAGGUGGGGCAUGAAAUUCAAGAGUGUGUGGAGUUUAGGGCCCUGGUACAGGACAUGAUGAACAACAGAGAAAUAGAGUUUUAUGAAGAAACUGAAAACCCCGGAGAGGGAGAUAUAUGCGCGUCAGAGGGAGAAUCGAUGGUGCAGAACCAAACAGUUAACUACCCCGUGGUCAUCAUAUCACAACCCAAAAAUAAUGAAGCAGGAGUGCAAAUGCCACCGAGAGUCAUAAUCCAAAGACCUGCAGUUUUCCCCUAUAAAGACAGUAAGAGGGUCUCAUGGAAUUGCGACUGUAACGUGACAAUCCCAGGAAAAGAGAACCUGGUUGACGCUUCAAAAGAGGACCAAGAUAGGGGCUCCUAUACACGUAGCAUGAGACGCUACGAUUCAGCAAGCGAGAAAGCAGAACCCGUAAAAAGAAAAGCUACAGUGGUCGAAGAGAUGAAGGAAAAAACGGUCAAAUCUAAACUUCUUGUUAAUGAGCCGGUCAACGAAGAGGAUGCUAAGGAGUUUUUAAAGUUUCUAAAGCACAGCGAAUACAGUGUUGUGGAACAACUGCGUAAACAACCAGCUCGUAUCUCGGUGCUGGCCUUACUUCUAAGUUCGGAAGUCCAUCGCAGCGCGCUAAUGAAAGUUUUGAAGGAAACAUAUGUUGCCAAUGAUAUCUCCGUCAACAAGCUGGAUCGCUUGGAUAGCAACAUAAGUGCCGAUAACUUUAUCUUCUUCAAUGACGACGAGAUACCACCCAGUGGCAGGGGUCGACUAAAGCUUUACAUAUCAUCACGCGCGACCAGGAGUACUGAUUGA
Molecule: messenger RNA, 1242 nt
Organism: Gossypium arboreum
Lineage: Eukaryota; Viridiplantae; Streptophyta; Magnoliopsida; Malvales; Malvaceae
Exons: 1
Coding region: 1-1242 (413 amino acids)
Source: RefSeq, a predicted model, not a curated record